AUGAGAUAUGAUGUUUAUGAUCUGGAGCUCACGCAAGUGAAUGACAACACCGAGCUCCGCGCACUUCUCACCCAAACAAAAGAGAAAUAUGUGGUUAUUAUCGAGGACAUUGACUGCUCGAUCAGUUUGGCUGAUAGGGCUUCGAAUAAUCCACCAGGCAAUCAAGAAGAGCAGAACAGGAGCGGUAUUACUUUGUCUGGUUUGCUUAAUUUGACGGACGGGCUGUGGUCCUGCUGCGGCGAGCAGCGCAUUAUUGUGUUUACGACGAAUCACAAGGAAAUGCUUGAUCCCGCGCUGCUAAGGAGUGCGCGGAUGGACAUGCACAUUUUCCUCUCUUUCUGCACUUUCGAGGCAUUUAAAUCUCUCGCCUUUAACUACUUGCAGGUUGAGGACCAUCCUUUGUUUUCAACAGUGGAGGAGAAGAUGAAUGCUGGAGCGGAAAUGACUUGUGCAGAAAUUAUAGAGGUUUUAAUGAAUAAAGUGGAGGAGCCCUCUGAAGCGCUGAAUGAUGUAAGUUGUGCUCUUGAUGCCAAGAUUAGGGAAAAGGAAGAAAUGUCUCCAGUUCCACCCACAUCCUAG
Messenger RNA from Cryptomeria japonica (Japanese cedar), 579 nucleotides. RefSeq names its product AAA-ATPase At3g28610-like. Gene Ontology annotation, molecular function: ATP hydrolysis activity; ATP binding. NCBI's taxonomy places the organism in Eukaryota, Viridiplantae, Streptophyta, Pinopsida, Cupressales, Cupressaceae. The transcript has a single exon. Bases 1 to 579 code for a protein of 192 amino acids. The record is from RefSeq and is a predicted model, not a curated record.